GUGUAAGGCAAGUGCUUUGCUUAUGAAGAUCAACGAUUCACUGCGAGAAGAGCAGGAGUGCAGGUUCAUGGCAGGGCAGGGCCGGGUUGGCAUCGAAGAGAUUAAUUGAGACAAGCACUCGGCAGAGUUGCCCUGUUCGAGACCCCGCAUCAUACCAUGACGGUGUUUUCUGAACCAAGUCGCGACACCUGAAUUUAUCAAAGCUGCACACGACAACAUCGGCAUCCAAACAUGACUGAUGCGCAAUUCCUAUUUGACUCGGCGCGACAGCAAUACAACGACUUCGCGGGAGGCGUGGAAAGACAUUUCGAGAAUGUCGCGACACAAUUGAAAGACUGGCUACCCGAGCAAAUGCGCCCUCGUCCGCCUCCGCCACCACGCAGACUCACUCCUGCAACUUACUGGAACCAAGUAAACCGCUGGGUUUCGGACAACACCGCACUGAGUGCUGGUAUCCUUGCUUUCGUGGGUACUGGUGCUGUACUGGUUUUCAUACAAAGAACCACACAUGUGAAGAAGAGAAGAGCUAGGAAAUCCAACGGCGGUGCAAGAACAGAGGCUGUCGUACUUGCUGGUUCUCCGACCUCGCCCUUGACCACUGCCAUAGCCUUGGACCUCGAGCGUCGUGGUUUCAUUGUCUAUGUCGUGACGAGCAAUACCGAAGAUGAAACCCAUAUUCGCAAGCAGUCUCGUGUAGACUUGCUUCCCUUCAACCUCGAUGUUCCUAAUCCUGGCGAAGCUGAGGGCCAGAUGCAACGCUUCCAUCAUUUCCUAUCUCGCCAUCAUCAUGCCUUUGAAGGCGCCUCUUCGCAUCGUUUGACGCUAGCUGGAGUCAUCCUCGUCCCAGAUAUCUCAUCAGUAGCGGCAGGAUCAAUCUUACAGCUUUCGCCAGAAGCCUGGUCAACAGCUUUGAACGCCAAAGUCCUGCACACUAUUACCGUCGCGAAGUACAUGCUUCCCCUUGUAACAGAGUUCAAGAGCCGGAUACUUCUACUCACACCGAAUGUUGUCUCAUCGCUACGACCACCUUAUCGUGCCAUCGAAAGUACAGUCUCCUCGGCGCUCGGCGCAUUUGCUUCCUCCCUAUCAUCAGAGCUCAGCCUCCAAGGGCUGCACGCUUGCCACUUCAAGCUUGGAAACAUCGAGAUUGCCGGCAGCAAACAGAAAAAGGAUGACAGCAAGAGAGUCAGGGGUACAUCGAUACGGAAACUGCACGAGUCGAUAUUUGAUGCGUUGCACAGCAGCAAACCCAGUCGUACAUGGCACGUUGGCAGGGGCAGCUUGAUCUAUGAGCUGAUCGGAUCGUGGAUCCCUGGUGGAGUUGUGAGUUGGAUGAUGGGAUUGCAGCAGGUCCCCAGAAACGACGAUCAGCAAACUCCUGAAUCCGACGAUUCAUCAAGCGAUCGAUCAAUUACUUGGGAGAAGGUCUAGGAGUCAAUUUCUUCCCUCAUGUUCGGCUCGUAGACAAGCUCUCUCUUGCAGAACAGCAGGCUCUUUCUCGGUUGGACGAGGACUGGUGAUGAAUGUGGUAGUAAACGGGCAGCAGAGAAAUAAUGAAAUGGUUCGUCGACGACCAAGAUUGGAAGGCGGGUCCCAGACGCAGGGACGCUGAGCAGUCCGUCCGGGAUGCAACGUUACAACGGUAGUACAUGCUGUGAAAUGACGAUUGAAGACAUGGUCAAUCUAUUCUCGAAC
Aureobasidium pullulans EXF-150 is the source of this 1695-nucleotide messenger RNA. Its product is annotated as DUF1776-domain-containing protein. Lineage: Eukaryota; Fungi; Ascomycota; Dothideomycetes; Dothideales; Saccotheciaceae. The coding region runs from base 232 to 1431 and encodes 399 amino acids. The transcript is spliced from 3 exons. The record is from RefSeq and is a predicted model, not a curated record.